GUGGGCGUGUCUUGUUGUCGCCUGUCUUCCGGGGGCGUCACGAAUCGAUCGCCUCGCGUUAAUCAGCAGAAAAUUAGAACAGCGCGUGUCCCGGAGAGAUGAGCGCUGUUUCGGGUUUCGGUAAAGCGCUGGUCAUCAUCACCGGAGCGUCGAAGGGUUUCGGCCGGGCUCUGGCUCUGUCCAUCGCGCCUCGUCUGGCAGCGGGUUCGGCUCUGAUCCUCGCGGCCCGAUCGGAUGACAAACUGCGGGAGCUGAAAGCUGAUCUGUCCCGCGGUGAGUCCGGGCUGACGGUCCGCUGUGUUGCAGCUGAUUUAGGGUGUCAAACGGGUGUAGAGAGAGUAAUUGGCGAGAUCAGAGACAUCGAUCCGGACAUCGAUCAUCUGCUGCUCUUCAAUAAUGCAGCUUCUCUCGGGGAUGUGUCGCGGUACUGUCAUGAUUUCACGGAUGUGGAUGAGGUGAACUCGUACCUGUCACUGAACGUGAGCUCUGCGCUCUGUCUGACCGCGGGAGUUCUGCGCGCGGUCCCACAGCGCACUGGCCUGACGCGCGUCAUCGUCAACAUCAGCUCGCUGUGUGCGCUCCAGCCCUUCCCGUCCUGGGUUCUGUACUGCAGCGGGAAAGCGGCCCGGGACAUGAUGUUCCGCGUGCUGGCAGAGGAAGAACCGGAUCUCAGAGUCCUGAACUACGCACCAGGGCCUCUGGACACAGACAUGCAGCUGCAGGCGAGGAGCAGCUCUGCAGACGACGCUCUGAGGAACUCGUUCAGCGUCAUGCACGCUCAGGGUCAGCUGCUCACCUGUGAUCAGUCCAUCAACAAACUCAUCAAGGUCCUGCUGGAGGACAAAUACCCCUCGGGAGCACAUCUGGACUUCUAUGAUUUAUAGAGAUUGUGCCUUAAACAACCACUCAUUCUCUAGAGUUCAUCCCAUUUGAUUAAUAAUUAAUUGAUUGAUUUGAGGGCAGACGUUAUGUAAUGUACCUUAUUUUCUUUAAUGAACCAAUGAAUCUCAUUUAUGAGCCAUUAAUGAUCUCUAAUUUCUGUCUGAUAUGUUCUAGUGUUGUCGAACUUCAAUAUUGUACUUUGAAAAAAAUAUAUUUAAGCUUCACUGAUAUUGGUGUAUUGAAACUGCUUCAAAUAUUUACAUUUAUUCAUUUAGCAGACGCUUUUAUCCAAAGAGACUUACAAUUGAGGAAUACAGCAAGCGAUUCAUCUAAAAGAGGCAAAUAAACACAGGAAGUACUCAUAAUACAAAGUUUCAUACAUUGUUCGGAUUAGUACAAGUGCUAGACGGAGGGAUUAAUGAAAGAGAAAGCAAAGGUUUUUUUUUUCCAUAAUGCUGUCAAAUUUUCAGUAUCGCUAUGUAUCAAAAAUGUGAUAUUUUGAUAAUGUUGUGUUCAUUGGAGUGAUGAGCCUGAGAGUAUAGUGUGUUGAUUUAUUUGAGGUGUUUCAUGAGGAUUUUACUUUCAAAUUACUGCCAGUCAGAUCUGCUUCUGGACCAAAAGAAAGCUCUCUGUUUGUGAUCGUUUGCCAAAUGAUUCUUCAUUAUGUGUUCAAACUCAUGAUUGUUUACUGAUAUCUUUCUAGCUGCUGCCGUUUGUCAUAAAUACAUGACAGCUACCAUGUAUAAAUGUGUCACUUACGUUAUUGAAGUCCAGACCAUGUGAUGUAUUUUAUUCUGAAAUGUUCACUGUGUCUUGAAUUGCCAGCAUUUUUUUUUUAAAUAAUAAAUAAAGAUUAUUUUCUUUAACUUGUAGUUUUUAAGAAUGUUUUUUCUAUAAUCAAAACUUAUGUUUUAUGUGUUAUCUAUUGAAUAAAAAUGUAAUAAUAAUUAUGAAUAAUAUGGCAUUGUGAGUCAUUCUUCUCUGUGGUUUUAUAUACAGAUGCAGAUUCUGUAUUCCAGUCAGUUGACCUUUACUGGUAUUGUUUGUCGUCACUGGAAUAAAUGCUGUGUUCCUGCA
Messenger RNA from Cyprinus carpio (common carp), 1959 nucleotides. It is a transcript of the gene spra, whose product is annotated as sepiapterin reductase a. Gene Ontology annotation, biological process: tetrahydrobiopterin biosynthetic process. The record is from RefSeq and is a predicted model, not a curated record. NCBI's taxonomy places the organism in Eukaryota, Metazoa, Chordata, Actinopteri, Cypriniformes, Cyprinidae. Gene Ontology annotation, molecular function: sepiapterin reductase (NADP+) activity.